UUAAAAAUGUCAAGGAUAGGCAUUCAUUUAUGACACUCACAAUAUAUUUUCCUGCAGGACCUUUUACAGAUCUAGUAGUAAUAAUUGAAAUAAAGGAUAAUUAAUGACACACACAAGAUAUUUUUCUGCAGUACCUUUUACAGAUCUAGUGGUAAUAAUUGAAAUAAAGGAGAAAAAGUAACCCUAUAUUAUCCAUCAUACAAUACAUAUGCUAUAAUCCCUUGAUGGGUUUUCCUUAUUAAUCAUCCUUUUAUCCCCAAAUUCUGUUGCUUCUAGCAAUAUUGCAGACAGAGAAAUAUGAAUCACACAAAGGAAAAUAUUGCACCCAUAUUCUCAGAUUCCGGCGCGGAUAAUUGUAGUACUGGUACUAGUACUAGCACCACACUAGCCAAGAAGAAGAAGGGGAAGCUGGUUUUCUUCUCCAUUUUCUUCUCGUUCUUGUUUCUCUUCUCUGCUUUCCUAAUGGUUGUUGCUUUAGUUGAAAGAAACUCCGACAAUGAAAUCAAUGGUGGUGAUAUUGAUAAAAUUGCAGCUCACCCCAUCAUCAAAUCCUCUUGCAGCAGCACACUGUACCCGGAACUCUGUUUCUCAUCAAUGUCCAAAGUCUCUGGUGCUGCCGACAAGAUAAAGAGCCCCAAGGACGUAAUCGAGCUGUCACUGAAUCUCACCAUAACUUCAGUCCAGCAGAACUACUUCACCAUCAAGAAAAUCAUCUCCAUUGGAAAGAGCAAGAAAGCUCUCACCAAGCGUGAACUCACAGCACUUCAUGACUGUCUCGAAUUGGUGGACGAGACCUUAGACGAGCUUUUCAAAUCUCAACAGGACCUCAAGGACAAUACCUCCUCUGCCUCCAACAAGACCACAAUAUCCCAACACGCAGAGCACAUCAAAACCAUGCUUAGCGGCGCCAUGACUAAUCAAGAAACAUGCUUGGAUGGGUUUUCCCAUGAUUCUGCUGAUAAGAAGGUCCGCGAAGCUUUGAUCGCUGGUCAGAUGCAUGUUUUUCAUAUGUGCAGCAACGCAUUGGCCAUGAUCCGCAACAUAACCGACAGCGAAGAAGGCGAUGACAUGGCAAACCAGUACUCGCCGGAGGGAAAUGGAAAGGAGUGGCCUGAUUGGUUGUCGGCCGGAGACCGGAGGUUGCUUCAGGCACCCACAUUGACGCCGAACGUUGUGGUGGCUGCUGAUGGGAGUGGAGACUACAAGACGGUGAGUGAAGCGGUGGCAGCUGCGCCUGAGGGAAGCAGUACGAGGUAUAUAAUUAAGAUUAAAGCGGGAGUUUAUAGAGAGAAUGUGGAGGUACCAAAGAAGAAGACCAACCUCAUGUUCGUUGGAGAUGGGAGGGUCAAUACCAUCAUCACUGGUAAUAGGAAUGUCGUCGAUGGCAGUACCACCUUCCGCUCUGCAACUGUUGCGGUGGUAGGGGACGGGUUCUUGGCAAGGGACAUAACUUUUGAGAACACAGCAGGACCAUCAAAGCAUCAGGCUGUAGCUCUGCGAGUAGGUUCAGAUCUAUCAGCAUUCUACCAAUGCGACAUGCUAGCUUACCAGGACACUCUCUACGUCCAUUCUCUCAGGCAAUUCUUCGUCAACUGUUUCAUAGCAGGCUCUGUAGAUUUUAUCUUCGGAAAUGCCGCUGCAAUUCUCCAAGACUGCGAUAUCCAUGCCCGAAGACCAAACCCCGGCCAAAAAAACAUGGUCACAGCUCAAGGCCGAGAAGACCCAAAUCAAAACACAGGCAUAGUCAUCCAAAAAUGCAGGAUUGGUGCCACCAAGGACCUUUUAGCCGUGCAGAGUAGUUUCCCAACCUAUCUUGGACGGCCAUGGAAGCUCUACUCUAGGACCAUUGUUAUGCAAUCGGAUAUAAGCGAUGUGAUUAACCCGGCUGGGUGGUUUAUGUGGGAUGGAAACUUUGCUUUAGAUACAUUAACGUAUAGAGAGUAUAAGAACACCGGUGCAGGUGCUGGGACAGCAAAUAGGGUGACUUGGAAAGGGUUCAAAGUGGUUACUAAUCCUGCUGAGGUUGAGCCAUUUACUGCUGAAAGGUUUAUUGCAGGGAGUAGUUGGCUGCGGUCCACUGGGUUUCCUUUCUUUCUUGGUCUGUAAUGGAAAAUUUUACUAGGGGUCGUCCUUGUUUGUCAUUUGCCUGAAUAAGCUUGCCCUGGCAUUACUUUGGAAAAAGACUCGGGAUUUCCCCAACUUUAUGAACUUUGGUCAACAAUAAUAAUUGGACUGGACUAAAUAUAUUAUUGCAA
This is a messenger RNA of Ziziphus jujuba (common jujube), 2255 nucleotides long. RefSeq names its product pectinesterase. The record is from RefSeq and is a predicted model, not a curated record. The transcript is spliced from 2 exons. Gene Ontology annotation, biological process: cell wall modification. Gene Ontology annotation, molecular function: pectinesterase inhibitor activity; pectinesterase activity. The coding region runs from base 298 to 2106 and encodes 602 amino acids. NCBI's taxonomy places the organism in Eukaryota, Viridiplantae, Streptophyta, Magnoliopsida, Rosales, Rhamnaceae.